Messenger RNA from Cladocopium goreaui, 3390 nucleotides. Lineage: Eukaryota; Dinophyceae; Suessiales; Symbiodiniaceae. The record is from the annotation of a GenBank genome assembly.
AUGAUGGCUUUUGACAUUACUCACAAUGGCUGGGACUGCAUGGAGCCUACCAUGAGAAAGCAACUUCGGGAAAUCAUUGCUAAAGUCCAGCCCAAGGUGCUGGUCCUCAGUCCCCCAUGCACGAUGUUCUCAGCGCUCACCAGGACUAAAAUCAAAGCAUAUUGCUCAGUCGAACCAUCUACCACCGGGAGUGGCCUCGCCACGUCAGCCUGGGAUCUCGAUGAUGAGGCUGGCAGGGCCGAUAUCCAUGAGGAAACCUUCGGCAAGACCAUGAGGGAUGCCAUGCACAAGAUGUUGAAAGAGUUUGGUGGGCCAGAGAACUACUUGCGAGCUAGGUUUGCUGAGCAACAGGAGCUCAUUGAAUGGCUCAACUACCUGGUGCAUAUGGUUCCGGUGGACUGCAGCCCAUUCGACUUCUCGGAGAACUUGCCUCCAACCACGGUAGAUACCUUGGAGCAGGCUAAAACCUUCGUGAUUCACCCGGCAAUGUUCUCUUACGCGCCAGAAGCGUCGAUCAAAGGGCCAGCAGAGAACGAUGUUGUGGUUUUGAUGAUGGAAGAAAUCCUCAAGGAUGGCUUCAUGACAGGCCACGACCCCUUACUUCUGGUUCAGUCUGCAGACUUGAGCAAUGGCCAUCCACAGGCAGUGUCUGCACCUUGGAGAACCCAGCCGGGCACGGCACUACCGUUUACACUGGGGUACUUCAAGGGCAAGACCCGAGUGGCCGUGCUGAUGAGCAUGCUGUCUUUGGCCAGGGAUCUCAAGAUUGCCCAUCCGAAGCUUCUGGACAGCAUCCGCAAGAUCCAUGCGGUUCGAGUCUGGGUGUCAUCGAAACGUGAUGAGAUGUUGGGCAACUUCAAGCACAGUGUGCGCGACAACAACCGCAUGAACUCCAAGAACGGCCAGCUCCUUGGGAUGAAGGCGCAAUCGGUGAAAAACAUCAUGGAGCAUUUCGACCAGGUGAACCACCAGAUCAACAGCCACCGCAAGUUGCCCCGCAGUCUCCAAAAGAAGUAUGACAAGAAGGAGAUGGAAGCCUUGUCUGAGGAGGCUGCAUUCGUAGUUGCGGUGAAGGCUGAGGUCCUGCAGCUGAUGCCACUCUCUCCAGAGGCUUUGCAUGCUGGAUGGGUGGAACUCUAUGAAAAGGCUGACCCUUCAGUGGUGUUGGAGGUUCAAAGUGCCAUCAUGAACAGAAAUUGCAACAAGGUGACCGACAUUGCCAGCUUGUGUAGAUUGAUGAACCAUCAUUCUUCUACGACCCCCUUACCAUCCCGAGCAGUCACUGAAAUGGAGAAACUAGAGUCCGAGACAUUCAGUCUCAAAAUGAAACAAUUGGAGUAUGACGUGCAAGCACUACGUGUAGCACGCGCAAAACGGUCAUCCUGGGAGCUACAGGUACAUCAUGCCAAACUCCAAUACCGAAUCCAGGCAUUUCAGGAAUCCACGAAGGCUGCCUGCAACUUCAUGUACGACGCGUGCAAGUUGGUCACAUACCAGGCCUCGGAUGAUUUGAUUCGGCAGAUUUCUGCUUUCAUCAGUGAGAAAACGAACCGACACAAGCUGGACGAGAGUGGAAAUGCUUGCUUGCUCUACCUCAACUGGACUGCGCCUAGUACGCAGAAGAACAAUGCACGGGCGGCCCAAGCUGGGGCUGCUGCCUUUGUGUUGGGGCAGUCUGCCAAAAACGUGGGCCUCCUGCUAUGUCCUGAGUUCACGUACCGCAAGAAUGAGUUGUGGCUCCUGGAACAUUCCAUCACCAAACAACUUUGCACUACUGGACUUUCUCUGGACAAGUCUUUUACCUUGCAGUUUCAGAACAAGGUGGAUGCUCGAGAUCAGGUCAGACCUCUCAACUAUCGAGGCCGUUUCCUAGAAGGCCUGAGUGCAAAGAUGAAGGAGAAGGAAUUCCUUUGGAGAAAUGCGCCCCUUUGGAAAGAUGGUCGAACCGAUUUUGCAGUUCAGAUGCAUACCAAGGACAUGGUUUCCAUUGAAUCUGUGCUUGAAGAUGCCAACGGUGCUGCUAUGGGCACCCCCGAUGCUGAAGAAUUUGGGUUCUCCGGCGCUCGCAAGGUGGAGCAAAUCGGCCAGAACGCCUGCGAGAAGCUGUUGCAGGGCAUGAUGAAAGACCUUUCCAUCACUGGCAGGUCUGGGGUCUUUAUCAUUGACUUGCAUGUGUCUGUCGGCAACAUGUUCGAGGCUUUCGCAGCUUUGAGGUCCUCAUGGAAUCUACCCACCUUCUACAUUGGGUGCACUGAUGACACUGAAACUGCCGAAUGGUUCAAUCUACACAAAAAGGACUGGAUCGCACGAUUGCAUAUGGAAGGAGUCAUUACUGUGCCUGGGUUCGCAAAGCUUUCGGAUGAGUGCCCUUCAGACCUCUUGGAGAAAGAACCAGAACCACCUCGGCUCAACCUCAUCCCAGUACGCAAAGAUCUUUAUCCAGCCAUCCCGGAUGCUAUCCUGAAGGAGUAUGGCAGCCACCCGGAGUUCGCCGGGACCUUCAGCAAGCUCCUGGAUGAGAUCGUUGAGGAGUUUGGGCCUGUGCCGGAUGCCAAGGAAUCCAAUCAGAAUGGUGGGGAGACCGACAAUGGCAAUGGGGAAACCAACACCGGAAAGGAUGGAAAGGAUGCCAAUCGACCUAUUCCAACCCCAAAUGGCCGCAAAAGAAAGGGGAACUCCACUGAAGAUUCCAACAAGAAGAUCAAAAUUGCUGGGGCCAAAAUCAAAACCAUUGAGGCGGUGGGUUCAACAGGUGCUUUGGUGGAGGCAUCUUUGGUGAAUUCCAAAGUCCAAGGUGUCAACUUGCACAUCAAGUCUCAGAACAAAGUGUACAUCUUCAACCAAGGGAACCAAGUGGCAGUUCUCAAGAAUGGACUGAUCCUAUGUGGUUUUGGAAAGGGGAAAUGGCGUUUGCAAAACGAUGGGGCCAAUGAUUCCGAGUUCAACUCUAGCAAGGAAGUCCUCUACACUCUGGACAGCCCUGACAAUUUGGUUCUCUACAAUGGCCAGCUCCAGACCAUCUACCAGGUGGUGGAAAGCGUGCGUCAGAAAGUUCCCACUGUCAAGGUUGCUUACCAUUCAAUGACUGAAUCCCCCAAAGAAGGAAAACCUGGGAACUUCAGCCUCAAACGUACGAACAGCAUCUGGUACAGCCCCCAAAGUGGAACCAAUGUCACGACAGAAGAGGGCAAGGAAGGGGAGUCUCAACCUUCUACGGGGCAGCAAUCAGCAGCAAAGUUGGUACCCAAUAUGAUUUGGACUGGACACUCCACCCAAAUCAUUUUUUCCGUGAAGUACAGCCCUUCCAAUGGCAUUACCCCCAUCCGGCCUCAAGUCGUACUGACCAAUGAGAUUGAGCUGAAGCCUGGUGAGUGCGCUGAACUGUUUUGA